UCGACGUAUAUGCAUUCACUCAGUUAUCGUGGUAUCGUUAGAAGAUUUCUGAAUUCCCAUGUUUUUCACCGAACCGCACCACAUUCUGCUGAUUGUUAUUUAAAAUACAAUAAAAGUUUAAACAGAAGAUGCACGCUGUGCAUUAUUAUCAACGUAAAUAGUGCAACAAUGAUCAGUUCUCAUUAUUAAAAAGACUGUUACAUCGUGUUAACAAACGUUGAGGAAGCAGUGUUAGCGAGAAAUAUACAUUACUUUUAACGAUGGUAUUCGGGAAUAUUUUGCACAACGUUCGGCCGUUAGUAAAGACGUAUCAGGCGAACCCGAACAUAAAGUUCACGUUGAUUCGAACGUACGCGAAAUGGGUUAGCCGGAGGCCGGUUAAAAUUCUGAACGAGGACGAACUGUUUGAAUGCGAAGACACCACGGUAGAGAAAGAAGUACCGAGGGAGAAGAUUGUUUCUUCCAGAAGAAGAGGUAGGAAAUCGAGGCAAGCUAAGCAGAAGGAACCCGAAGAGACCGAGAAUGCGAUGAAAAAGCGCCAGUUCACGAAACUCAAGGAAAAUGAUAAAAUCGUAACGUCUAUAAUGACAAAUCUUAAAUCUCGAAAGAGACGGGAAAAAGACAAAGAAAUAGUCUUGGAAGGGCAUAGGUUGAUCAAAGAUGCAAUGAAAGUUGGUUUAGUACCGAAGUUGAUACUUUUUAAUGACUCGACUGAUCUGGAAGAGUUAAACUUGCCAGAGGAAGUUACUUUGUAUAAGGUUCCUUAUAAAACAAUUCAAUUAUGGUCUAGUCUAACUACGGCACCUGGAUUAUUAGGAAUCUUUAAUACUCCUGAUCUACAAAACAAUGCUGCACACGACAACAAUGAUGCGAUACCACUUACCGUUAUAUGUGAUAAUAUCAGAGAACCAGGAAAUUUGGGUUCCAUCAUGAGAGCUGUAGCAGGUGUAGGUUGUGAAAAAUUGAUAGUGAUGAAAGGAUGCGUAGAUUUAUGGGAUCCAAAAGUUCUUAGAAGCGCGGCUGGCACACACUUCCGACUACCUAUUCACAGCUUUCCAACGUGGGACGAGAUUCCAUCGUUGAUCAGCGACGAUUCGAACAUUUUCGUAGCAGAUAGCAAUUUCGGUGACGAAUACAUGCCGCAAUACUCGCCAGAGCUAAUCGAGUCGAGUUUGAAUAUAUUCGACGUAGAUCCGGCGGAGCUGAUAUCGAAGCUUACGUUCGGUGAGCGAACAGAGGAAUUGUCGAUAACGAAUAAGAGAAUGAUGAAACAAUUUUUACUGAAACUGCCUGUUAUGCCGUAUUAUGCUAUGGACUACACGCGAAAAGAGUCUGUCAUCAUUCUAAGCGGAGAGACCGAGGGAUUAAAUUUCGAUUCCUGUAGAUUCUUGAAUGAAAGGAAAGGUAUUCGUAUCAAUAUACCUUUAGCUAAAGGUGUUGAUAGCUUAAAUGCAGGAGUGGCACUUGGCAUAGUUACAUUUGAAAUUAAGAGACAAUUCUUGAGGAAACAGCAGACUUUGAACGAAUCUCUAUGCAAAUAAAUCGUUUUCUUGUUUUUAAAUAAAGUUUAUUAUUUACAAUAA
Molecule: messenger RNA, 1583 nt
Organism: Ceratina calcarata
Lineage: Eukaryota; Metazoa; Arthropoda; Insecta; Hymenoptera; Apidae
Product: rRNA methyltransferase 3, mitochondrial
Exons: 4
Coding region: 261-1541 (426 amino acids)
Biological process (GO): RNA processing
Molecular function (GO): RNA binding; RNA methyltransferase activity
Source: RefSeq, a predicted model, not a curated record